This is a messenger RNA of Chilo suppressalis (striped riceborer), 1045 nucleotides long. The record is from the annotation of a GenBank genome assembly. NCBI's taxonomy places the organism in Eukaryota, Metazoa, Arthropoda, Insecta, Lepidoptera, Crambidae.
CUUAAUACAAGGCUAACGCUUACUUUAACAAAACAUAUAAAAUAAAUUUCUAAUUUCGUUUGAAACCACCUGUAUGUUACGUGAAAGAAAAUUAGUUUCGAAGAUGUGCCCUCGAGCGGCGCAUGCGCCAUUAUCUCGUUAAGCGGAGCGCAGUACCCGGUGCGGUGACAUCUCAUUGUGUUGUGCACGGCAGUCACGAGAUGGCGUUACCAGUGUUCGUGAUUCUAAUCGUCUCCUCGACGUUUGUAACCAGUGAAAAGUAUGGGAGAGACGGAUUUAUUGAUCAUUUGAAUAACGGAAUGAAGUUUGCCACUGAUAUUCUUGGUACUGAAUCGGUGGCAUCAAAAGUGGCAGAAUUCGUGGUAAAAGCUUUCCAGACAGCCGCUAAACCUCCCUCUUCUGCCGACAGGCGCCACCCCUCAUCUCAAAACGCAGAGUAUUCGAGCGAGGACAGUGAAGAAAUUACAUUAGAUAAUCGACCUAAUUACAAUAUCAAUGAGGCCCCGAAUCCAAUGACGCCUUUAAAGUACUUAGUGAGACUCUUUGGACUUCAGCCGAAUCAGAUCAGCGCCGUAGCAGUGAACGCUUUGGUGUUUGUAGCACAGAUGAUCUCAACAUUCUUAGCUGGGACCAAACGACCAAGCCGACCAUAUAGAUCAGAGGACCCGACUGCCUGGAUCCUAAACAAGAGGUCGAGAGUACUGCAAGAUAUCAUAUCCGAAGCAAGGAACGACAGCUUAAUCGACGACAUUGAGGAUCUUAUUAAAAAUCAAGGAGAUGAAGAAGAAACCAGUUGCAUAAGAUUGUUAGCUUGUAAAAUAUCGCCUUUUGUUCACAAAAUGCAAGUGGCUGUAUUCGGAACAGAGAAAAUGGAAGAUUUUAAGAAAGUUCGCGGCGCAGAUUCAAUGUACCGCCAUCUACCGACCGCGGAAGAAAUUAACAAAAGAAGCGACAUCUGUGAACAGAAGCAUAGGAGUUGUAAUUUGAAGGAGUGAUCUUAUAAAUUAUAUAGAUCAAUACUUUUAUAAUGAAAAUUUUAAAUCAU